Monopterus albus (swamp eel) is the source of this 1160-nucleotide messenger RNA. RefSeq names its product centromere protein H (gene cenph). Gene Ontology annotation, molecular function: kinetochore binding. Gene Ontology annotation, biological process: chromosome segregation; kinetochore assembly; mitotic spindle organization. The transcript is spliced from 10 exons. The record is from RefSeq and is a predicted model, not a curated record. NCBI's taxonomy places the organism in Eukaryota, Metazoa, Chordata, Actinopteri, Synbranchiformes, Synbranchidae. Gene Ontology annotation, cellular component: nucleus; kinetochore. Bases 296 to 1069 code for a protein of 257 amino acids.
CAACUCCUGUCUAAAAUAAAUAAAUUAAUAAAGAAAAUAGAUAAACCAGAAUCUUCUUGCUGUGAGGCCAUGACCCUUGCAAACAAGUCACACUACACUUAUUAGCUGCACUCGUCUUCACCCCAGUGCUCAGCCAUGCUCUUUGGCCACAGGGCGUCUCACGUACAGUUCACCUUUACUGGACUCAUAAAGGCGAAUAAUCCUGUAUCCAAAUUUGUGACCGAUCAGCACUAAAAUCCAAUCAGUUGUUACUCCUGGCCUGCGGGGGGCGGUGCAUCAUUUUGGGAGGCUAAACAUGACGGGUGUCGUCACUUCCUGGCGGUUUUUUUGGCACCUUCAUUGCUUUGUGAUGGACCCAUCUGACCACAUGGCUACUAUCAACCACAACAUGGAGGCUGUGGCACUGAAUGAUGAUGCUGCUCCUGAAGGUUCCGCCAAAGAGCAGAAUACUUCUGCUGUUGACUUGCUGAGAAUGAAACAGCAGAUGUACAACCAGUGCUUUGAAAUCAAAGUACAACUCCAGGCAGGAAAAAUAAAGGAAUCACGCAGCACAUCUGAACCCGAAAGACACUUACCAGCUUGUGUCAACAAUCUGGAAAGAGUCAGGACGGAUUAUUUUAACAGCACAUUGAUACUGCACAGAAUGCAGAUGUGGCAUGCUAUUCGAGAAAAGCUGAAACAGAAUGAUUCACAGGCUGACGCACUGAUAGAUGUGGGCGAUCGCUGCAUGGCUUCAUGUUCCCGUAUAAAUCAACUUCAGAAUGAGUCAAGAGCUCUUCAAGAUGAAAUUAGAGAAAUACAGAAGAAGAGACUUGAGAUGAAACGUCUCACACAUGAGAAACUUAAAGAGGUGGAGGAGUUGAUGUCCAAGAAAGAGCAUCCAGAUAUAGAGAAGUACAAAGCAGCUUUGGCCAAAGGCCAGGAAAACCUGGAGAAAUAUAAAAAGUUGACUGUCAUCACACAGAACGUCCUGAGGGGCAUUCUGUUGGCAUGUCAAAUAAACUGGCUGGAUGAUCCCAAACUUCGAGACAUUGCCAUGACACUGGAUGAGUUUCCUAUUCCUGACUAGAGAACAAAUUAAUUACCUGUUUUUUAUGUUUCUGUACUGAUUUAAUCAAUAUAAUGCAAAUAAUAAAACUUUUAAACCAGAACCAUGAUUU